GCGGCGGCGGCGGCGCCCGGCCCCCUCCCCCGGCGCCGGCCAAGUGAGGCGGUGAUGCGGGCGCUGGCGGCCCCGGCUGCGCCGAGAGCGGAGACACAGGCUCAAGAUGGCAGAUUCCGACUGAGGCUGGGGGGGCCGAGCUCGCGCGCCGCGUUCCCUUCUCCGUUGCCAUGAAUCGCGGACACCCCGGCCCCGAUGGCCCCCGUGUACGAAGGUAUGGCCUCACAUGUGCAAGUCUUCUCCCCUCACACCCUUCAAUCAAGUGCCUUCUGUAGUGUGAAGAAACUGAAAGUAGAGCCGAGUUCCACCUGGGACAUGACUGGGUACGGCUCCCACAGCAAAGUGUAUAGCCAGAGCAAGAACGUACCACCUUCUCAGCCAGCCACCACAACCGUCAGCACCUCCUUGCCGAUCCCAAACCCAAGCCUACCUUACGAGCAGACCAUCAUCUUCCCAGGAAGCACCGGGCACAUAGUUGUAACAUCAGCAAGUAGCACUUCUGUCACUGGGCAAGUCCUCGGCGGACCACAUAACCUAAUGCGUCGAAGCACUGUGAGCCUUCUUGAUACCUACCAAAAAUGUGGACUCAAGCGUAAGAGUGAGGAGAUUGAGAACACAAGCAGCGUGCAGAUCAUUGAAGAGCAUCCACCCAUGAUUCAGAAUAAUGCAAGUGGGGCCACCGUAGCCACUGCCACCACAUCGACUGCCACCUCCAAAAACAGUGGCUCUAACAGCGAAGGUGAUUACCAGCUGGUCCAGCAUGAGGUGCUGUGCUCCAUGACCAACACUUACGAAGUUUUAGAAUUCCUGGGCCGAGGGACAUUUGGGCAAGUGGUCAAGUGCUGGAAACGGGGCACCAACGAAAUCGUGGCCAUCAAGAUCCUGAAGAACCACCCGUCAUAUGCCCGGCAAGGUCAGAUCGAGGUGAGCAUCCUGGCCCGCUUGAGCACGGAGAGCGCCGACGACUACAACUUUGUCCGUGCCUACGAAUGCUUCCAGCACAAGAACCACACGUGCUUGGUCUUUGAGAUGUUGGAGCAGAACCUCUAUGACUUUCUGAAGCAGAACAAGUUUAGCCCCUUGCCCCUCAAAUACAUUCGCCCAGUCCUCCAGCAGGUAGCCACAGCCCUGAUGAAACUGAAGAGCCUAGGUCUCAUCCAUGCCGACCUCAAACCAGAAAACAUCAUGCUGGUAGAUCCUUCCCGACAGCCCUACAGAGUAAAGGUCAUCGACUUCGGUUCGGCCAGUCAUGUGUCCAAGGCUGUGUGUUCCACCUACCUGCAGUCCAGAUACUACAGGGCUCCUGAGAUCAUCCUUGGUUUACCAUUUUGCGAGGCAAUUGAUAUGUGGUCCCUGGGCUGUGUCAUUGCUGAGCUGUUCCUGGGCUGGCCGCUCUAUCCAGGAGCUUCCGAGUACGAUCAGAUUCGGUAUAUUUCACAAACACAGGGUUUGCCAGCUGAAUAUUUAUUAAGCGCAGGGACAAAGACAACUAGGUUUUUCAACCGUGACACAGACUCACCGUAUCCCUUGUGGAGGCUGAAGACACCAGAUGACCAUGAAGCAGAGACGGGGAUUAAGUCGAAAGAAGCAAGAAAGUACAUAUUCAACUGUUUAGAUGACAUGGCCCAGGUGAACAUGACAACAGAUCUAGAAGGGAGUGACAUGUUGGUGGAGAAGGCAGACCGGCGGGAGUUCAUCGACCUGUUAAAGAAGAUGCUGACCAUAGAUGCUGAUAAGAGAAUCACUCCCAUCGAAACCCUGAACCACCCCUUUGUCACCAUGACACACCUCCUCGAUUUUCCCCACAGUACACACGUCAAAUCAUGUUUCCAGAACAUGGAGAUUUGCAAGCGUCGGGUGAAUAUGUAUGACACGGUGAACCAGAGCAAAACCCCUUUCAUUACACAUGUGGCCCCCAGCACAUCCACCAACCUGACCAUGACCUUCAACAACCAGCUGAACACUGUCCACAACCAGGCUCCCACCUCCACCAGUGCCACUAUUUCCUUAGCCAAUCCCGAAGUCUCCAUACUAAACUACCAAUCUGCACUCUACCAGCCUUCAGCGGCGUCCAUGGCUGCAGUGGCUCAGCGGAGCAUGCCCCUGCAGACGGGAACAGCCCAGAUCUGUGCCCGGCCCGACCCCUUCCAGCAAGCUCUCAUCGUGUGUCCACCCGGCUUCCAAGGGUUGCAGGCCUCGCCCUCUAAGCAUGCUGGUUAUUCCGUGAGAAUGGAGAAUGCGGUGCCCAUCGUCACUCAAGCCCCGGGAGCACAGCCUCUUCAGAUCCAACCAGGUCUGCUUGCCCAGCAGGCCUGGCCAAGUGGGACCCAGCAAAUCCUGCUUCCCCCGGCAUGGCAGCAGUUGACCGGAGUGGCCACCCACACAUCCGUGCAGCACGCAACUGUGAUUCCCGAGACCAUGGCAGGCACCCAGCAGUUGGCUGACUGGAGGAACACGCACGCUCACGGCAGCCAUUACAAUCCCAUCAUGCAGCAGCCCGCGCUGUUGACUGGUCAUGUGACCCUCCCCGCCGCCCAGCCCUUGAAUGUGGGCGUGGCCCACGUGAUGCGGCAGCAGCCAACCAGCACCACCUCCUCCCGGAAGAGCAAGCAGCACCAGUCCUCUGCCAGAAACGUCUCCACCUGUGAGGUGUCCUCCUCACAGGCCAUCAGCUCCCCUCAGCGGUCCAAGCGCGUCAAGGAGAACACGCCUCCCCGCUGCGCCCUGGUGCACAGCAGCCCGGCCUGCAGCUCCUCCGUCACGUGCGGGUGGGGCGACGGGGCCUCCAGCACCACCAGGGAGCGGCAGCGGCAGACGAUUGUCAUUCCUGACACCCCCAGCCCCACGGUCAGUGUCAUCACCAUCAGCAGCGACACGGAUGAGGAGGAGGAACAGAAGCAUGCCCCCACCAGCACUGUCUCCAAGCAGAGAAAAAACGUCAUCAGCUGUGUCACAGUCCACGACUCUCCGUACUCCGACUCCUCCAGCAACACCAGCCCCUACUCCGUGCAGCACCGUGCUGGGCACCACGGCAACGCCUGUGAUGCCAAGGGGAGCCUGGAGAACCACUGCACUGGGAACCCCCGAACUAUCAUCGUGCCCCCCCUGAAAACCCAGGCCAGCGAAGUGCUGGUGGAAUGUGAUAGCCUGGUGCCAGUCAACGCCAGUCAGCACUCAUCCUACAAGUCCAAGUCCUCCAGCAACGUGACCUCCACCAGCGGUCACUCUUCAGGGAGCUCGUCCGGAGCCAUCGCCUACCGGCAGCAGCGGCCAGGACCGCAUUUCCAGCAGCAGCAGCCUCUCAAUCUCAGCCAGGCUCAGCAGCACAUCACCGCAGAGCGCGCCGGGAACCACCGCCGGCAGCAGGCCUACAUCACUCCCACGAUGGCUCAGGCCCCGUACUCCUUCCCGCACAACAGCCCCAGCCACGGCACUGUGCACCCCCACCUGGCCGCCGCUGCUGCAGCAGCCCACCUCCCCGCCCAGCCCCACCUCUACACCUACACGGCGCCCGCAGCCUUGGGCUCCACCGGCACCGUGGCCCACCUGGUGGCCUCCCAAGGCUCAGCGCGUCACACCGUGCAGCACACUGCCUACCCGGCCAGCAUCGUCCACCAGGUCCCCGUGAGCAUGGGCCCCCGGGUCCUGCCCUCACCCACCAUCCACCCGAGUCAGUAUCCAGCCCAGUUUGCCCACCAGACCUACAUCAGCGCCUCUCCAGCCUCCACCGUCUACACUGGAUACCCACUGAGCCCCGCCAAGGACAAGGGGAGGUGCCACCUCUCCGAGACCACGGGAAAAUGGCCAGUCCAGAAAGAGUGGGGGAGAAAAGCCUUUGGAGGACAUGUGAGCCAGAGCCCUCUCAGAGCCAUGCCAGCCAGGAAAAUCCACCUGUUCCUGACUUGGCAGCGCCAGAUGGCAGCAGAGCCCCAUCACAUCUCCUGACCAGUGACCGAAGUCUUGGCUGUAAAUGAGACCGCAUUGGCCUUGCAUCCCAAUCCCCUUGCACAGUUGACUCCCAGCCCUUCCUAGAUCUGCUGUCCUAUGGGAAAAGACAACAUAGCCUUCCAUUUAUAAAAAAAUCGCUUUGUCUACUUAAGUUGGAAGUCUCUUAUUCUUUCACCUGAUGUUUUCUUUAUUUUCUUCCAGAUCAGGAAUGAAAGUUCAUGCUGCUCAUAAAAAUAAUAUUAUUGUACUAAUUAUUUUGGUUCUUAGCAUUGUAAUUAUUAUCAUCUUCAUCAUGUUGAUAUUUUAGCUGGGGUUUUAAAUGCACAUUUCUUCCCAGUAUCUUUGUGUUUUCUCUUUAAUAUUUAAACUUAUUUUAUUAUAUCUGUGAGUCUCUGAGUAGGCAGGAAGGACAUGCAGAUGUCCAGUUUUGUUAGACAAAAAGAAAAAAAAGGAAAGACCCAGGAAUUAGAAAAAUUCUUUCUACCAUCUCUAGUCCACAACGAACCGUCAAGAAAGAUCCACCACAGACCAAAAGCUUGAAGAAAAAUCCAGGCCUUUUCUGUUUGCAGGCCCGAUUAGACUCUUGAUGACAUGGUCAUCAUCAGUAUUGUAUUUUCCUACAUUCUCAGUGGCCUGGGAAGAGUUCUGAGGUGGCAAUCCCGGGGCCCAACCCUUAGCUGUGGUUCUUUCCCACAAUCCCUGUGCUCUCCUGUGCUUCUGGAAUCUGCUAACUAGAUUCUCGGCCUGCCUCCCAUCUGAUACUUACCUGUCAUGGAAAAAGAAAGCCCUUCUGCCUAGAGCUGACCCAGAUGUCCAUCCUUUUCCCAUAACUGCACCAGGAGUGUGGCUUAUCUUCUUCAGUGCAGAGACGGAUGUCCCCUCCUGGAAGCCACUGGGUGGCAUGAACUGACAUAAGGGUGCUAGAUAGGUGGUACCACCCCCUGGGAAACUUCAGCCUCAGUUCCCCUCCUUCUACUCACUAACAACACUGCUCACUUAUCCAGUCUCUCCCUAUUCCACCCCCCUCCCCCCAACAAGUACCUCUUCUCACCAUAGAAUUCUAGGGACAGAACUAGGAGCCAAAAGAAGGUAGAGGGGGAUGGUAAGAGGCCAGAGGAACACUGACAAGGUCAAGCAGCUCCUCCAACCUUGCAGGCAGGGUCCCCCCUGAAAGCACUGGCCAACAGAGGAGCACAGCAGGGCCUCGAAGCCAUCCCCUCAGUGUACUCUGCCUUAUGCAUGAUGGGCUUCUUGAAAUCGGCUUGAGGUGCCCACGUGCUGCCCACCAAACCCAGAAACUAUGGGCCUUAGGUUGAAAAGGUGGUUUUGCUGAAGCCUACCAAGAGCAUUGUCAGGUAGUGCUCAGCCCCGGUGGUGCUCAGCAAACAUGAGUGCAUCCUCCCUUCGUCCCCACCUGCCUUCCUUUUCUAUCCCUGGCACAGAGCUGCAAGGUCAGAAGACCCCAGUGGGAGAGGAGAGGCCAGGCUCCUUGUGCGCUCCUCAGCACUUGCCCAGAUCUCCCAUCUCUUCCUCCGGCUCUGAGUCACCCUGGCCUACCCAUCCCCAGGACCAAGCUCUCAAGUAGAGAGAUGCCAGCCUUGUCUUUGUUUAGACCACAAAUAACCUAGAGCAUCCUCUGUUCUUUACCUGCCUCUAGACGCAGAAGUAUAGCAGAGUUGAGGAGGGGAGGAUUUCCAAGGACAGGUCAAGGAGAACCAUGUACUUGUAGCCUCAGGAAGUCCGGGUGGAGGUGCUUCUGCUCAGUGGGUUAUUCCUGGACCCAUCUGGCUGUGCACACCCAUGUCUCUGCACUUAGUACCUCGUUCAGGACGUUUUGGCUGUUUCCAAGGGAAGGGGUGAGCAGGCCAACGGGUGGGAGAGUCUGAGGCUCGGUGCCGAUUAAUACUGUGAAGUGGUGCAUGUGGCUGAUCGAGUUCGGAGGGCAGGGAAGGGUUGAGGCAAAGGGACGUUGUCUCCUGGACUGUAUUUGCAUUCUGGCCUUACUGGCGGUGAGUGGCUUGCAGGCUGGGGGAGCCAGCUGGCCUCGCCCUCUUCACCCUGGAAGACUCAACCCGCCCAAACACCAGAUUGUCGGAUGUAAGGAAGGGAAGGUGAGAUUAGCACAGCUGCUAACAGGCUGAUUUCUCUUGACCAGAUCUCUGGAAGUGCAAACACUCAUUUUUGAACAAGCUUGUGGUGGAGGAUUUGGGUUGUGUGAGUGUGUGUGUGUGAGCGGAGCAGACUUUCUUGGAAACUGGAGAAAGGAGAUGAGGAGGCUUAAGGAGCUACUGCUGACGGGCUGUGGUUGGUGAAUCGAGGUGUGUCGCUGAGCUGGUCCCAGCUCUCACCCCAUGCCCUCUCGGGUGCGGAGGCCGGGGUGGGGGCCGGGGCCCCUGCUGGCCUGCCCAGGAGCUGCUAGGACAGAACACAGAAGAUAACGAGGUGCCCUCACGGAGCAGAGGGAAUUCAGCAGGGAGGCGGGGACUCUUUCCGCAGGCCUGGCCUGGGAUCUCACGAUGCCGGCCUGAGCCAUUUUGCCAGGAGACAUUCCAGCCCCGGAAGCACUUUUGCAUGCUGCUGUCGUUCUGACGUGUCUCGCAGAUUUCAGACGGGGAGGCGUCAACACUGAGCAGCCGGAGACGUCCUUACCAAAUUGGAAAGGAAGCUGUUAACUGUUCCUUUCUUUAGCCAAAGAACCCUUCUCAAAGACACCUCCAGAUAGGGACAAGAUGGCGUUCCUUCCUCUUUCCUUUCCGGGCAAUAAUGACAUCGUGAGCGAUGCAUUUCCGUUGGUCUCUCUCUUUUCCUCCCUCCUGGCAUGUAUUUUUUUUUUUUUUUUUUUUUUUUAGUAUUAUUGUUCUUGUGUUGAUUUCGAGCUGUAUUCAUCUUUCAAGAGGCGUGGAGAUUAGGACCCCUACACGCUGCUGCUGUUAGGAAGCUGGAGGCACGGCACGAACGCGGGGCUUUACUGAGCUCAGGGCCCGCGGGCGCUGACCGGAAGCUGACCGGAAGCGGCCCCUCCGCCCGGAAGUUCAACUGCGUGGGGGGCGGGGGCGGCGCACGCGGGGGCGAGGCCCUAGGACUCGCUCUUAGUCUCCACAGACCGCCGGGUCAGACCCCGGUCGGGCUCCCGGAGACUUGAAGGUGGUGAAAGACCUGGAAACGCCGUAGAAGGUUCUGGGCGCCCUUGCGCGCUGGAGCGGCCCAGGCUAGGAGAAGUCUCCCCCGUGUUUCCCGCGCCUCCCGGGAGCUCAGGAGAGCCAGCUCCGCGCCCCCUGCUCCUUGCAGACGCCCGGGAAGGGGCCCUGCUGCAGAGCUCGCUUCCUCAGAGAUGUCCUCGGCCCCCAGCUCGACGCCCGCAAGUAAGUCCUUGAGGGCCGGGCCCCAGCCCGCUGCGUCAGAGCAGCACGUUGGCCGCGGCCCAUCUGUUAGACCCUCCCCCCGAGGAAGCAAGAGGCAGCGUUUGCUGCUCGCUCGCCCGGCGCCGCCGAGCCCGUGCGGGCCCAUCUGGCGGGGCCCUCGUCGCCGCCGACUCGCCCGCAGGAGAGCACGAGGGAGAGGGAAGGAAAGGCAGUGGUGCGCCCAAAUCUCCCGAUUCCGGUGAGCUUGUGGUGAAUCAGGACUUCACCGAGAUAACCAGGUCGUCUCGCUUUUAUUAAUUAACAGCAAAGAGUGGCCUCACGUUUUCUAACAAACCAUCUAAAGAUCCUUGUGUUUACUGUGUGCCAAACACUGUGCUAAAAGUUACGCCUUGGUUAUCUCGUUUCACGGAGUCCUAGCAGCCGUAACAACCCUAUUGAAGGGGGUGGGGGCCCCCGCUCGUCCCUUUCCAGAUGAGGCAGCGGGCUCCGGAAGCUCGGUGACGUGCCCUGGGUCACACGGCUGGCGAGGGAGCCGGGUCUUGAACCUGGGUCUGCCCAGCUGCAGAACCGAGCUCGCAGCCUCCAGCCUCAGCCACCUUCUGUGUUUGUGUGCAAAGAACAGCCCUGACGGAACGCCCCCCCCCCCCCCGCGCCAUCCCAGCCCCUGGCGUGCAACCCAGCAGAAGGUCUGAAUGAAGAGGGAGCCCCCAAUUGGAUGCAAGCAAAAGGGGCAGAAUUCGUUUGACUUCUAGAGCAAACCUUAGGGGAGUUUCUUUUGAUUCAUAGUAGAAUUCAUUUCAGAUUCCUUUCCAGUGUACCAACUAGCUUUAGUAGUGCUGCUACAACAAACUUUCGAGUGAAGAAAAAGAGUGUUCUUUUCUUCUUUUAAAAAAGAAAAAUGAAUUUUUUCUUGCUUAUAGUUAAUUCUAGAAAGGCAAUACUAAAGGUAUAUAUUUUUUUUAAGAUGCUAUUUUUUACUGCACUGAUAAAUAUCAUGACAACUCUGGUCUCUAUAAUCGAUCCACUCUUCAGCUCUGGGUAGAACCAGAUGCGAGAUUCACACCAAAUUUGUAAAUACCGUGUGUGGGUCUGGUGUCCAGGAACUUUUUUCUUUGUGUAUUUAAAAAAAAAAAAAGGAAAAGGAGAAAAAAACAAGAUGACUCUUAGAAAGAGGAACGAAAUAAGGGUUUUGUUUUGUUUUGUUCUGAGAUAGUUUUCUCAAAGAAAUGGAAAGAACGGUUGUAUAAACAGAAAAAUCAGCCAACUUUUAGGUUAUAAGGAAGGAGAGUCUCUUGCCACAGUAUGAGAUUAAUAGAAAUACAGAAGCAUUUUUAAUUUGGUUGAAAGGUGACAAGAAUUUACCAAUGCUUUAGGACGAGAUUUUUAAUUUUUUAGAAAACUAUUAUCAUGUGUUAUGAAACAUCUCCUCAGUUGUUUUGGGUGGGUUUUUUGGUUUCUUUUUUAUUUAAAAAAAAAGAAAAAAAAAAAGCUUCUCUAUUGACUGGCUCCAGGCUUGUUUGCCUAAAUUCUUAGGUAGUUUACACGAGUUCUAGAACCUUCUAGAACUUUAACUCCAUUGGAAGCAAACCCAACUAAUCAGAAUUUGAGAUCCUGGUUGGUUUCAAUAGGUAUUCUGGAAUUCUAACAGAAUGCCUAAAGAUUUUUUUAAAGAAGGUUUUAGAUACAUUAUCUUACACAAACUGUGACCUAAUGGCAAUAAUUACCUCAAAUGUGGGCAUUCAUCCUGGUUUUAGCCUUUUUUGAAAUCAUGUAGCCAGCUUAAUCUUGGGAUUUAAAAGACUAUGAACUCUGUGUGGGCUAAAAAUAAUGAUUAAUGCACACCCUGGUCAUUGUUGCUUAAGUGAAUUCUGAAAAUAGUUGAUCUUUACAACAAAAACUAAACCAAGGAAGAGAUGAUUCUUUGUGUGUUGUAAUGAAAUGUGAUAUUCAAAUGCACAUGUUAAGUAUAUAUGUUUUUAGCUACUGUAAAAUGCUGUUAGCCUUCUAAGAUACCGAGAGAGCCACAUUUUAAAUGCAUAAUCUAAGUGAUUGACUGUGGAUACUUAAGCAUAUUUCUGGCUACAUUUUAUAGUUAAAGUGUUUUAUAGUUUACAUUUAAACUGGUACUUUUUAAAGAAAAUUUCUGUUUAUAACUGACACCUUCAAACCCCAGCAAUUGCCUCUUUAGUUGGAGGCCACCCCCCCUCCAAGCCAGGUGUUUUCUACCACACUGUUGUGUAGCCCAACACGAGCAUUUCCCUCCAUGUUACUGGUCUCCAUGUGAACACGAGAGAAUGUGAAAGGAUUUCUGGAUUGAAUGGGAAGGGAUGAGUCCAUAGCCUGGGCCAGAUGUGAAGACCUUAUGCCAUGUUGUAUCAACACUCGUCUCCAAAGAGGCCUUCUCUUUGAGAUCCUGGAAGAGGCAGAGAGAACAGAUACCUGGUUCAUUGAUUUUAUCUUGAUUUGAAUGUUUAAUUUCUAUCAAUCCACUGACUUCUGGUCACCAGGCAGUAGAAGACACUGGGAUUCAGGUGGUCCUGAACAUACAGCUGCUAUUCUGGGCCCCCGGCAAUAUUCUGAUUGGUGUUUGGCAAUGGGGAGUCAUAUACCCCGUGCGCCCAUAUUCAUUGGCUGGGUUUUCCAUAUAUCUGCUGUCACUAAUUCCUAUUCUCCUUCAAAACAAAAUAAAUGCGAAAGGAUAUGUUUACUCUCUACUCUUUGUCAAACUUAGAUUUGAAUCCUAGGUGGGUGGAAAGAGGGGCAGCUAGAUUCCUUCCUAGAAAUUGUAAGUGCUGCUGAGCAGGAAUGGGGCUGGGGAACCUAGGGACAGCUGGGAGAGGGGCAUGGGGCAUCGAGAACCCCUCAAAGUACAGAUGGGCGCUGUAACGCUGCAGAGAGUGGGCCCCACUGUCUUGCAGGAACAGGCUAGAAAAUGCUGGUUCCCCUACAAGUUUUGGUUGGUUUCUUGUUUUCUCUUGUGCCACAACCGAAGCCCAGAGGAUCUGCUGUGAUAAAGGGCUUUCCGUUUGCAGAUAAGACUUUGCAGACUGCAGAACACCUGGGACCAGGAACUGCUUGCGUGUGUUCCUUCUAAUGCAUUCACCUUUUCCCUGUGACCUCUGUGGACAGUAUGUCCUCAUUACAGGUUCUUGGAAGAAACAUUAGGGUAAACUAUUUUUUAUCUUUCCCUUCCUAAUAAUAGUACUCCUGUUUUCCUCUGGACUUUUCCGCAGCUUUAAACUAACCAAAUUAAUUUUAUGUCAUUGUCUUCGGGGCUUAACCAUAUGUUGAAAAACUGGAAGCAUAGAAAUUAGCUUCAAAAAAAGUGAAUACUCUGUAUCUGAAACUCAGCCUCCUCAGUUUCCUUUCAGCCGCUCCACACAGAACUCUAUUUGCGCGGCCUCCCCACUUGUCCAAGUGUAUGUCUCUGUGGCCACCUCCGCCUCCCCCCACUGCCACCACAGCCCCAUACACAGGCAACUGGGACUCCCAGAAUGCUCUCCAGAACCAGGAAGAAGGACCCAUGUGGCCUUGUGAGCAGUGGUCUUGCCUCCCCAUUAGAUACUCACCUGCUUGGUUGAAGAGGCAAUGGAUUUAUCAUUAUUAUUAUCAUUAUUAUUAUUAAUUAUUAUUAUUAUUAUUUUAAUAGUUUUUGGCUCAGGUUAUAAGGAAGAACUUGGGAAGUGGAAAGUGACUUGACCAUGCCCAUCCUUUGUAGCUUUCUGUGACUUCUGAAUGGAACAUGAAGCGUCCCCCACCCCACUUGCCUCUCCUCACUUCCAAGCAGACCACCCCAGUGGGCAUUGCCUCUGCCUCGGGGUCCCCCCACGCCCCCUUUCAUGCUCCCUCUCUCCCUCUUGCUUUUGUGUUACUGCUCAUUUUGAAGCUGUCUUCCGUGGCUUUUCCAGGGCACAAUCAUUUCUGGCCCCCAAAGCAUCUCCUCAUCCUCUUUGUGUGCAUUUUUUAACCAAAUGAAGUAGACCAGGAAGUCCUACUUUGGGGCAGCAGACUUUCUAGUUGAGUAGAAUCACUGUAUAGAUAUAGAUGUUGAUAUAUAUGUUAGUGUAUAUAUAUAUCAAACCAAAUUUCUGAUAGGAAAAGUAUAGCUUUACGGAUGAGGAGGAAGAGGAGCUUUGAGAAGUCAGGCAGCGUUGGCGUCGUAGCCGAGCCCGGGCUGGCCCCAGGGCUGCACCUUCUCCGUGCAGGCCUGAGGCUUGGCGCUGGGUUCUUGUCACCACCUCACCACAGUGGAGGCAGGUGGCCCGGAGAGGGGGCCGCCGCUCUCUCUGGGUCCCCAGCCUCCAGGGCAUAGAUGAGUGAGGGGGGCAGCAAAUCAGAAUGACUGAAAUUUUCCAUCCCAUUUUGCUUUGACCACAUGUAUUGAGCUGCAGCCUCUGAUACUAUAUCACGUUUCCAAAACUGGGAUCCAUUAGGAUGGAAAGAGAACAGAUCUGUAGAAAUGUUUACCUUUCAACUGCCCAUGAAUUACGGACACUGGAUAGAAAGACUCACUCCCCAGAAUGAGAGCCGGGAGAGGAGGAGACUGAUGAUUGGUCACCAGUCCAAGGAACAUGGCUCCCUCCCCAAGGUCACCUUGCCCACAUCUUCCUCCACCAGGUCAUCUCAGCUCAAUAGCCCUAUGAAAGCCCCGGUCUGUUGUGUUCCUUCACUGUACGGUUUCUGUAAUGAAAAGUGUUAAUCCAUGUUAAUCCUUGUGAAAAUUAUUGCGUGCAACAGUAUUUUCUCGUGUACCUCUUUUUCCUAUGUGAAUUGUCCCUCUUUUCUUUUUUAUUUAUAAAUGUCUACUUUUUUUAAAAAACAAACCAAUGUGUUGUAGACCUAUAUGUAACCUAUUCCUUAGUCUCAUAUUAUAGGUAUGUUAUAAGAAUGGAUAUUUUACUUGGCUUUAGAAUGUUUUACAAGAAAAAUAAUUCUUAACUGAUCAAGUCCUUGCUACUAAAAUGCUUGUGUUUUUCAUCAUGAUGUCGUGUGCUUCUAAAUUAAUAAUCAUUUUCGUUGUAGAAAAAUGGAGUGAAUUUAUAUUAGUCUUGGAAACUAAUAAUAGCAUUGUAAAUUUAUGAGAUGAUUUUAACAGAAAAAAAUUAUAGAAGAAUAUAGUUAUUUUAAUUGUAAUAUUACUAACUGUAGGGUGAGAAAGGGGGGUCCCGUUGUGGUGAACUAUGUUAUAGCUUGUUACUCACAGUUUCUUUUUGAUCAUUUUUUCGGUCUCUGAGGUGAAACGAGUUAUUAAUUAAAAUUUGUAAACUCACAUAUGCAUAUUGUAUAUGUGUAGAAAUGUAAUCACACUUUGUCUUGGAAUUACAUUAAACUGUUUGGAAUCACUGUA
Nyctereutes procyonoides (raccoon dog) is the source of this 12657-nucleotide messenger RNA. It is a transcript of the gene HIPK2, whose product is annotated as homeodomain interacting protein kinase 2. Gene Ontology annotation, cellular component: PML body; cytoplasm; nucleus. Lineage: Eukaryota; Metazoa; Chordata; Mammalia; Carnivora; Canidae. Gene Ontology annotation, biological process: peptidyl-serine phosphorylation; smoothened signaling pathway; intrinsic apoptotic signaling pathway in response to DNA damage by p53 class mediator. The transcript is spliced from 16 exons. Gene Ontology annotation, molecular function: ATP binding; SMAD binding; transcription coactivator activity. The record is from RefSeq and is a predicted model, not a curated record. The coding region runs from base 196 to 3945 and encodes 1249 amino acids.